Messenger RNA from Ostrea edulis (European flat oyster), 1793 nucleotides. RefSeq lists its product as uncharacterized. NCBI's taxonomy places the organism in Eukaryota, Metazoa, Mollusca, Bivalvia, Ostreida, Ostreidae. Bases 36 to 410 code for a protein of 124 amino acids. The transcript has 4 exons. The record is from RefSeq and is a predicted model, not a curated record. Gene Ontology annotation, cellular component: membrane; intracellular membrane-bounded organelle. Gene Ontology annotation, molecular function: heme binding.
UUCGCCUUCAGAACGCAUUCAGUAUUUGUGGAUGUAUGUAUACCUGGAUUGAUUUCUUGACGACAUCGGUUGAAACAGUUCCAGCUUCUAUGGCUGCGGUGACAGCCUUGAAGCAUGACGUUUGCCGGGAGACCAGACCCAACUCUCAGUCCGAUCUGCGGGAGUUCUCCUUAGCUGAUGUGUCCGAGCACUGUGAUAUCCGCUCCUGUUGGAUAAUUAUUUCCGACAAAGUUUAUGAUGUUACGAAUUUUAUACAUGAGCAUCCCGGUGGUUUAGAUGUGAUAAUGGAAUAUGCUGGAUCUGAUGCUACGGUGGUAUUCAUGGACAAAGGUCACAGCAAGGACGCCUAUAUGUUGUUGUCUGACUAUUACCUAGGAAACGUAAUCAAGGAGGAGAGAAUUAUCAAAUGACCAUCAAUAUCAGCUUUGAAAUGAGCGGGAAUUUCGUCACCCAAUACCAAUUCCAGUCUUCGUCGUGUAAAUGGCAAAUUUGUACCUGUAUACCUUAUAUAUUGGGCGCUUUUCAUUAACGUUGUCAUUUUUUAAAGUUGGGUCAAAAGUUAAUGUUACUCUGACAACGCUUGUUUUGGCUAACAAAAUUGCCACACCAAAAAUUGCUGUUGAUUCCUACCAGAUAGUAUACCUCUAUAAUGAAAUCCUUCAUGCGUGGUAUCUGUUUUUAGGGUUGAAGAGGUCCUUAAAUACAUUAUAGAACAACCCGUUUGAAAAUUGUUAUUGGUUAUUUUAAAAGGCAGCACUUGUAACGGUAUAAUUUGAACAAAAAAGUUUUUGAAUAUAUGUAUAUUUUGAAAGAUGUAUAUUUUGGAAGAUAUUUGUCCAUUAUUUUUCAUCCAUAUACAUAUCCUAUUAUUGUUUCUCUUUUGUAGAGUUCAGUCAGAUAUGUUUUUGUAAAAGGCUUUCUAUAUCACAGUUGUGAUGACUGAAAUCCAAGCAUGAAUUGCUCAUUUGAUAUUGCAUGUAAUUUUCCCCUUGAAUGAGGGAAUAUGUGAGUUAUACUAUGUGAAUUUCGCUCACCUUUCUAGCUCAUGUGAGCUGAAAGUUGAAGUGGACUUUAAUUUUAUAUUCCAAAUUUGUUUGUCAUCUGUCAAUAGUCUGUAAGCUUAUCAUAUUUUUAACUUCUUCUAAAGAAUCCCUGGUUCAAUUUGGGCUAAACUGGGCAAAAAAAAAAUUCCUUGGAUAAAGCGAUUCAUGUUUAAAACAAGAGGGUAACUGAACCACUAGGGUACAAUAGGUGAAAUUGGUAUACAUUCUUCUUGUAGAUUCAAGACACGGUUCACUUUAACACACACACCAUUUGGUGAAGGAGGUGGCGUAAUGGGGGUUGAUAUUUUACUUGAGGAAAAUGCAACUGCUCAGGUGAUCGAUAUGGCCCAUGAGGGGUUUUUUUUUUUGGUCUCACAAUUCCAAGACGUUUUAUAACAUUUUAGGAAGUCUUUCAUUGAACUGUUUACUAUGUUUGCAUAAUGUUAUGAAACCAGUUUUCGUCAUGUUUUCUUGUUGUUGUAGGGUUGUUUUUUCUUUUUGGUGUACAAUGUAUGUGCUUUGAUAUCAUCCCAUUAUCCAGGCAUUUUGAGAACUUCUAUCAAUCUCGUGAUAAUACAACAACUCUUUCAAAUGAAGGCACAGGGACACUUUAAAAUGAAAUAUAAUUGUGAGUAUACAAUGUGAAUACCAGCACUGAUUGAUUAUUCUUUAAAAAUUGAUUUGGGCGUGGUAAGCAGAUUUAUUUAUUUCAUUUUAUUUUUUGUUAAUAAACAUACAUGUAUGCAUGAA